Molecule: messenger RNA, 2653 nt
Organism: Octodon degus (degu)
Lineage: Eukaryota; Metazoa; Chordata; Mammalia; Rodentia; Octodontidae
Gene: Tmod3
Product: tropomodulin 3
Exons: 11
Coding region: 411-1469 (352 amino acids)
Biological process (GO): pointed-end actin filament capping; myofibril assembly; muscle contraction
Cellular component (GO): striated muscle thin filament; myofibril
Molecular function (GO): tropomyosin binding
Source: RefSeq, a predicted model, not a curated record
CGUGGACAAUGGCUGGCCUGGACCGCCUCCGGCGCGAACUACAGGUCCCAGCGUGCUCCACGGCGAUUGUACGCAUGCGCGGGGCGGGUUGCUGCGUCCACCGCGCAGGGAGGCGGGCGCGCACGGACGGGUGGGUCCGUCUUCUGGUUGUGGGGCGGAGGUGGUGGCCAGCCCUGGGAACCGGACGGCGGCGGGCGGUUCGUGCGGAUCCUGAGAGAGACCAGCGGCGCCAGCCAGAUCCUUGUUGUGCCGCAGACACACAGUGGCUACUAGCAACUGCAGAGGCCUCCACAGAAAGGCCCACCAGUGGAACAGAGCGGUGGACGCAGCAGACUGCAGGGGCUGGUGAGCUUUAAGACAAAGCAGGAAUCAUUGCUUAAGAGCAUCAGGUGACACCCACACUGGGAAGCAUGGCGCUGCCGUUCCGGAAGGACCUGGAGAAGUACAAGGACCUGGAUGAGGAUGAGCUGCUCGGGAAGCUGUCUGAGCUGGAGCUGAAGCAGCUGGAGACUGUUCUGGAUGAUCUAGAUCCCGAGAAUGCCCUUCUGCCUGCAGGGCUCCGGCAGAAGAACCAGACGUCCAAGGCUGCCACUGGCCCGUUUGACAGAGACCACCUCCUCUCAUACCUGGAGAAGGAAGCGUUGGAGCAUAAGGAUAGGGAAGACUACGUGCCCUACACUGGGGAGAAGAAAGGGAAAAUAUUUGUCCCCAAACAGAAGCCCAUACAGACCUUUACGGAAGAAAAUAUCUCUCUUGACCCAGAGUUAGAAGAAGCUCUCACGAGCGCUUCUGAUACGGAGCUGUGCGACCUUGCAGCUAUCCUUGGGAUGCACAACUUGAUAACAAAUACUCAGUUCUGCAACAUUGUAGGAAGUAGUAAUGGUGUUGACCAAGAGCACUUUUCAAAUGUGGUGAAAGGCGAAAAGAUUGUCCCAGUAUUUGAUGAGCCACCAAAUCCAACCAAUGUUGAGGAGAGCUUGAGGAGAAUUAGGGAGAACGACGCCCACCUUGUUGAGGUCAAUCUGAACAAUAUAAAGAACAUCCCAAUUCCGACCCUGAAGGACUUUGCGAAGGCUUUGGAAAGCAACACUCAUGUGAGACACUUCAGCCUUGCAGCCACCAGGAGCAACGACCCUGUGGCUGUGGCCUUCGCGGACAUGCUGAAAGUGAACAGAACUUUGAGGAGCUUAAACGUGGAGUCCAACUUCAUCACAGGGGUGGGGGUUCUGGCACUGAUUGACGCCCUCAGAGAUAACGAGACCCUGGCAGAGCUCAAGGUGGACAAUCAGAGGCAGCAGCUGGGAACGGCUGUUGAGUUAGAAAUGGCCAAGCUGCUUGAGGAAAAUACAAACAUCCUGAAGUUCGGCUAUCAGUUUACACAGCAGGGACCCCGCACCAGGGCUGCCAAUGCCAUCACCAAAAACAAUGACUUAGUGCGCCAGAGGCGAGUCGGAGGGGACUACCAGUAAGCGCCUGCGGCGCGCCUCCGGAAGGCCCUCGCGUGCCGUGCCAGCUGGUGGAGACCUCUCCUGGGUAGAAGGGAAAAGACUGGAAAUCUUUCUACUAUAUACAUUAUUUUCUAGUUUAAGUUGUUAUCAGUUUCAAAUUGUAAAUCAGUAGUAGGUGAUAUUUUAUAUUUUGAAGCAUUUCUACUUUCUAUAAUGUUUUUUAAGUUAGCAUAAUUUUAUGAAUGAUUUAUAAUGAGUCUUGGGCAAAAAAUACAAUUAUGACAAUAUUUCACAAGUCAUUUAUGCAGAAAAAUUUGAACAUUUUUUAGGAUCAGUAUUUUUAAACCAAAAGAGACACUGCUAAUCUCAGAAUUACUGUUGCUUCUAGGUAUAAAGGCCCUUGAGAGCAAGCUUUUUACCGCGUAGCUACAGACCUUUAAGCAUCUUAAAAAUACAUGAAUUUGGCAAGGAUAUAUUUUUUUCCUUAUUAAGGAAACACACCAGAAUUUUAAACCUGAUGGCUCAGAAUCUGAUGUUGAGGAGCCGCCGCCGCUGCCACCACCCUGGGGUGGGGGGAGAGGGUACACAGCUGUCAGGUGGCUGUGUCGCCUAGGGCUGGGGCAACCCGGGGGCCUGGGGAAUUGACGUGUCAGCUCUGCCAGCCUGAGUGCUUUGUUUAAAUAUGAUUAUGUCUGUUGCAAAGUUGUCAUUUAAUGUGGGCAUUACUAAGUCCUGUAAAAGGGCCUGGAGAUGGCUCAGUGGAAUAAGCGCCUCCCUGGCAAGUGCAAGGGCCUGAGUUCAAGCCCCAGUUCUGCCAGAAAAAAGCUAGUAAAUAGGGCUACCCAGUGUUCUUUGUUCUAAACCCCAGAAAAUAUCUGUGAGAGGGUUAGAAUCCCCCCCGGAGCCCUAAGUCCUGUAAAAACAUCCGAUAGAAAAGCUGCUUUCCUCUCCAAUAAAAAGGCAGAGCCACGUGUCACUUAGCGCAGGCAGGAGGAAGUAUGCUGCUGCUCCGUGAAAGCGGAGCUCGAGCGUGUGCCCGCGGGGUCCUGGUGUGCUCCAGUCCAGAAUCGCCUCAGAGCUCGUGCGUGCGGCCAAAGGAGAGACUGCUGCUUUUCAGAAGCCUGACUUGCGUGUGUGCCUCCUGUCGCCCUGUGCUGCCUGGAAUCCGCGUCCUGGAGUCCUUGCUGCCCGCAGAGCACUGGGGG